GCUUCCAUUUAAAGGCCAAAGAUAAGACUAACGUGCCGCCAAGCAACGUGGAUACCUUAUUUUUACACUUUUAAAAAUUGUAAACUGCUGCGCACCGCCUCUCGGCAGCCUUGACCUUCGCGCGCAGCCGGAACCUCUGCGCCGGGGGCGGGGCCGCCGCUCCGGGGUCACCAUGGUAACCGCGGAAGCGGGUCCCAGCGAGCGGUAUUUGUGGAAUUAAUGGAGCCAGAAGCACAGCUAGAGUCAGAGAGUUCAGAAAAAUCACUAUUUUUCUCACAGGAAGAAGAAGAAUCCCAAGAACCAGAAGAAACAGGCAUCAAGAACCCCCUUACAAAACCUGCUCUCACAGGGGAUGUAGAAGGUUUGCAGAAGAUUUUUGAGGAUCCUGAAAAUCCUCAUCACAAGGAUGCCAUGCAGCUACUCUUGGAAGAGGAUAUUGUUGGGAGAAAUUUGUUGUAUGCAGCUUGCAUGGCCGGGCAGAGUGAUGUAAUUAGAGCUUUGGCAAAAUAUGGUGUGAAUCUGAAUGAAAAAACUGCCAGAGGGUACACACUCUUACACUGCGCUGCGGCCUGGGGUCGUUUGGAAACUUUGAAAGCACUAGUGGAGCUGGAUGUUGAUAUAGAAGCUUUGAACUUCCGGGAAGAGAAAGCUCGAGAUGUUGCUGCUCGGUACUCCCAGACGGAGUGUGUUGAAUUUCUGGACUGGGCAGAUGCCAGACUGGCUUUGAAAAAAUAUAUUGCAAAAGUUUCCUUAACCAUUACUGACUCAGAAAAGGGACCAGGGAAGCUCCUUAAGGAAGACAAGAACACCAUCCUCAAUGCAUGCCGUGUAAAAAAUGAGUGGUUGGAAACUCAUCCAGAAGCUUCCAUUAAUGAGCUUUUUGAGCAGAGAAAACACUUGGAAGAUAUUGUGACCCCUAUCUUCACAAAAAUGGCUACAUCCCGUCAAGCGAAAAUAUCAAAUCUAUUAUAAACUAAGCCAUAGCCAGAAGAGAAAUCAAGAUUAUACCUUCUGCUGAACAUAUAUUUUGUAAAAGGCCACAUUUUCUUCUAAUAUCAGUAAAGACAAACCUAUUCAUGCCAAUUGAAGUCAGGAAAAUCAACAUGAAAUUAUAUCGAAUGUUCAAGAUUCAGUCACCCUUGCUUGGUUUUACCAGGUUCAGAGUGUUUCUGCCAACACCCCAGUCUUGUCUCUGGUCCUCCAAGUGCAGCCCCAUAUGAGUUUCAGGCACUCCUUCAGGAAAGCACUUGGGUACAAAUCACUCGCAAAGACCACAUGGGGUCUUUAGAAACCACGUAGAGAGUCUCAUGAUUUUCUGUGUAACUGAGACAAAAAUUUCUAUUCAAAUGGAGGGUUCCAUUUUAAAAAGACAUAUUUGGUUAUUUCCAGAGGAAAAAAAUUUUGUUCUUGCGCUUUCAAAAAGAAAUCUUACAAAUGACAUUCUGGAGUAAGGAAAUAUUAAGAAUUGUUUAGAUCAGGGUCCUCAGGCUAUAACUGUUACUUUUUUAUGUUCAAAUUAAAAUCCACCUGUAAGUUGGAUCUAGUCUCUGAGUAAAACCCAUAUUUAUCUUUAACCUCUUUGUAUCUCUACAUUAAUAAACACAAAUCUGUAUAGUUUUAUAUUUAGAAGUUUUGUCCUAUUCUGUAGGUUUGGCAAUAUAGAUGCUAUAACCGGACUCCAUGACAUUUUCUUUCCUGUUUCAUUUUCUAUUUCCUAGGGUUUAGGAAAUCAUACUUGGCUUCCUAUUGGUGAUUUGGAAAGUCUUUUUUUUCCGGUUUAUUUAAUGAAGCCCCUGAACCUUCUAUUACUUUGUCACUUUCUGGGAAAGUUUUAUAGGAAAGAAAAUAUUUAAAGGAUAUUCUUUGUUUUUACGACUGUCUCUUCUUUGUUUUGCUCUGCAAGCUAGUUUUUCAUUUUAGGGAAGAGGAAAAAUAAAUGACUAAUUCAGUGAUACUUUGUCACUUGACAUUGUCUCAACCAUGGUUUUGAGAUAACCAUUUAAAAUGUUUCCCAAAGUUUUAAGUUUUGAGGGUUUUUUUUUUGGUACUGGGGAUUGAACUCUGGCCCUUGUGCUUGCAAGGCAGGCGGCGAAACCACUGAGCUAAAUCUCCGGCCCUUGAGUUUUUUUUUUAAUGUACAAGCAAUUCAGUUUCAAUUUCCUUAAGCAGAAGAACAGGGCAAUAACUUUUACCCUUCUCUCUGAUAGGCCUUCUGGUUGCUUUUGGAGAAGUACAAAGAAAGAUAUCUUUGCUCCAUUUUCUUAAUACAGGACAUUUCUAGAAGUCCAAUGUCCUUCAGCACUGCAAUAAUUUAGGAAGAGGCCAGAUGCCAUUUUUGUUAUUUCUACUCUUAAUUCUGCAUUUUCUGAGCCUGAUCUUGAAUACAACAUUACUUUCCAGGUGAGUAUUCCUGAUGAGUAGGGAAGGAACCCUGGAUUUUGCUUCUAAGAUUCCCAAAUAAGACUGUGGCAUUUCUAGAGACCCUCUAUAAUCAACCUCUCUCUCCUUUUUAUACUUAUUUUUCAGUAUUUAUCCUCAAACUCUUUGUAGCUCUUGAUAUAUUUGCCAAUGCUCUGUUUGUUAAAGUUCUUAUAGUGGCACCUUGAUGCCAAUCGCGACACCUCUACUUUCUCACAAUCUGCUUUUCUAAUCCCUUCACCAGCUUCUCUUCCUCAUCUUGCCCCCAGCUGUGGGAACCUCUCAAAAUUCAGUCCCGACCCCCAGGUGAAGCAAUUCAUAAUUCUCCACUUCUCUAUCCCUAUUACUACAAAGAACUAAUCAUUUCUUCUUUGGGGCACCCUUAGUGCCAAUAGCUGGUUAAUUGUUUGUGUUUGUCUCUGCAUGUGAAUUGUGAACCUUUUAAUGGUAGCAACUUUGUUAUACCUAAAGAGUCUGUAAGAUAGUAAAUAAGUAAAUAAUAGUUACAUAAAUUCACUUUUAGUUCUACCUUUCUUCAUAGAACUCACUACCUCUUCAUUCAUUCAUAGAGCUUGUUCACCUUUAUAAAAAUGUCUCCCAACUUUAUCUCUAUACCUUGCUUACGCUAGUGCCCCAUUUCAACUCCUACCCCCCUAACAGGCAAGCCACACAUCCCACACUAUGGCUCUGUGUCUGUUUUCUAACUUUCUAUUUCCUAAGCCUUCAUCUUGAAUGUCAUAUCAUUUUUCAAGCCUGUGAACCUAGUGAUUACCAAGGGAUUUCUGGAUCUUCUUUCAGAGAUUCUGGUGAUGCGAGGAUCUGACAUUUAUUUACAUCUAUAAAUCUAUAACCUUUUGAGAGAUAUAGUAUUUGUUGUUACCUAUUGUUGCACAAAAUUAAUAGAUACCUAGGACGGUUAAAAUUCCCUUAUGCUUUGAGUCUGAGUGUUACUUGGGUAGCUGCAUGGCUUUUUGUAAACUUCUACAGAGUAAUUAGUAUUCAGAGUACCUACUAGUAAUUUAAAAAAUGCAUCCACAGUAGUUGAGAGGUAGUCAGUCAAAGGCUAAAUUUAGUGCUAUGAUAACUUUUAGAAAGUGAUUCUUUAGAGUUUUGGGUUUCAUUGAUCAGAAAAAUAUAAAAAAAUAAAGGGAGGAGAUUGAUAUACCCUUUUAAGAAAACUAGUACCUAUUAUCAUGUAAUAAAAGACAUUUUAACGCCAAAAAUGUAGGGAAGAUAGGAUCUCAGUGUAAGACCUUACCUUUAACAUGGAAAAAUUAAGCUUUAUUAUAGAACUUUAUAUUUGAUUUUCCUCACUUUGCCGUAUAUGAUGGAACUUUUGUCAUGAAUCAGAACUGACCUAUGGUCCGGCCUUUGAAAGCUACCACUCUAGACUAAGCAAAGCAGGCAGAUUGUUAUUUGUUAGAUUGUUAGCAUAAUACCCAUCUUGUAAAAGACUGACAGUUAUCCUAGUCUUCAUGCUAAUAUUCCAAGAUGGCCCCAUCUCCCUUCUCAGAUGUGCUUUUUACAGUGUGAUCGCAACCUUCCUCACAUAGAGAGAUGCAUCUCCGUUCUCUCCUCUUGAACCUGUGUAGGCCUGUACUAUAGUGAAAGUGGUUCUAUGUGAUGUUCCAAGACUAAGAUUAUAAAAGGUGCCGUGGCUUCUGCCUCGUUCUCCAGCCACUGGAGAGACCCACAUGGAAAGGAUCUGAAGCUACAGCCUUGGCUGGGCUCCAGCCAGCUGUCAUCCUCAAUGUGCCAGGCAUAUGACUGAGUCAUCUUGAAAGUGGAUCUCCAGUCAAGUUACCCAGCUAAUGCCUUACAGAGUGGACACAAAGUUUGUCUGCUGAGCACUGCUGGAAUUGCAGACUUGAGAGCUAAAUAAAUAAUUGUUUUUGUUUUAA
Messenger RNA from Heterocephalus glaber (naked mole-rat), 4319 nucleotides. It is a transcript of the gene Ankrd45, whose product is annotated as ankyrin repeat domain 45. The record is from RefSeq and is a predicted model, not a curated record. Lineage: Eukaryota; Metazoa; Chordata; Mammalia; Rodentia; Bathyergidae. Gene Ontology annotation, molecular function: protein binding.